GGCUGGAUCCCUACCUGUAAGCAAGAUGCCGAACUCAUGCAAAGACAUCCGGGAUGCAUUGGCCCAAUGUCUCCAGGAAUCCGAUUGCAUCAUGGUGCAGCGCCACACUCCCCGUGAAUGCUUGAGCGAGCCGCUAGUUGAUACACUGCCCAUGCGAUGCCAACAGCUGCGGAAAGGGUUCGGCGAGUGCAAGCGGGGUUUGAUCGAUAUGCGCAAGCGAUUCCGCGGAAACCAGCCACUCGCGGGCGCCAGCGAAAUGGAAGGCGGGAAGCGGAACAAGCCUGAACAGUUAUAUGCUGGGAAGCCUGCAUUUGAGUCUGUCAAAGAGAUUAGUGGGGAUGAGGUCCAGAUGGAUCCUGAGAAAACAAGGGGCCUGUGAGGGGAUGUUUCGAUGCUGUCUCAGUGCC
Messenger RNA from Aspergillus nomiae NRRL 13137, 407 nucleotides. RefSeq names its product PET191 family protein. The record is from RefSeq and is a predicted model, not a curated record. Lineage: Eukaryota; Fungi; Ascomycota; Eurotiomycetes; Eurotiales; Aspergillaceae. The transcript is spliced from 3 exons. The coding region runs from base 26 to 379 and encodes 117 amino acids. Gene Ontology annotation, biological process: mitochondrial respiratory chain complex IV assembly. Gene Ontology annotation, cellular component: mitochondrion.